UGAUAAAUGUCAUAUUGUGAUAACAACGGACCUAAUUUUUUUAACUACAGCGGGAAAUAUAAAACCAAUUUCAAAUAGCUUAGCUUUGAGGUGGCACUGUAUUCCUAUGUUAGCACCAGACUCUGUCUUGGAAGUUGAGAGAGGCUUGGAGCUGUCGAAGAUGUGUCAGGGUGAUAUCCCAGCCAGAUAGGAUAUAUGCAAUUGUAAUCCAUUACUUCAUGAAUGGCAGAAAGAGUUCAGCAGAAAACUACCGAUCUAUCAGCCUGACCUCACAUAUCUGCACGCUCACGGAGAGAAUCCUGAAGGAAGGGAAUCAUUCACCAUCUUACAGUGCGCAAACUAGUCAAAUCAAGGCAACAAGAUUUUGUAAAAAAAAACACAUCCUGCCUUACUAACCUCCUCACAUUUUUGGAGACGGUAUUAGGCUAUUCAGACAAAAGACUUUGAAUAAAUGAACACAUAGACUUUGAAUAAAUAAAUACAUAGACUUUUCUAAAGCUUCUAAUAAGGUACGACAUGAAAGACUGGUAGUAAAAUUCCAAGCACAUGGAAAAAAUGGUAAAGUACAAGUAUGGAUUAAACAAUGAUUAAAACAAAGAAGGCAAAGGGUCCUCCUAACAGCAUUACCUUGCAGCAGAUUGUUGAAGAAAAGCACCUUGGUGUCAGAAUUUACAAUUCACUUAAAGUUGCACAACAUAUGGGAGCUGCAGUAAAAAAAUUUACCAAACCUUAGGAAAAAUCAAGCAAACCUUAGACGCCAAGGAAAAUAAAGUAUUUGUUUUAAUUGUAUAAAUCUCUGGUGCGCCCCCACUUGGAUUAUUGUGUCCAAGCAUGGAGACCUCAUCUUCAGAAAGACAUAGCUGCUCUGGAGAAAGUUCAACACCGCACAACAAAAAAUAAUUCCAGAACUAAGUCAACUCCCAUAUCAGGAACGGUCGAGGGCCAAAGUGCUAACAACGCUACAAACCAGGCAUGAAAGGCCGGAUCUCAUCGAAAAUUUUGAAUUACUGAAUAGUUUGGAGGAUGUUGAUCCGAACUACGUCUUUAAAACGUCAGAUGUAACAUAGAUACUCCAGUAACAUAGAUGCUGUGGCUCCAGAUACUCCAGUAACAUAGAUGCUGUGGCUCCAGAUACUCCAGUAACAUAGAUGCUGUGGCUCCAGAUACAAGGAGCCGUAGCAUCACGCUCAACAAGCAACACUGUAGGACAGAAAUACUGGAGUUGCUUUUUAGUCACGGAAUCGCCGACCCUCCGAAGCAGUAAAUGUCAAAAUAGCACUGCAGUUCAAAAUCUAGUUAGAACAAAUCUUGGGGAACAAUUGGGGGGACCCUUGACAAGCCGCCGGCUCCCCUGUCUUCGUCGAGGCCGCUAGAGAGAGUGUGUAUGCCUCGUGUAAAUUAAGAAAACUUUAAUACCUGCCAGAGAGUUUAAAACUGACAUCUGUCAAAGUGCUCACUACUCUUGAUUACAUUCAGGCAAACAUUACAGCUUCACUGUCUGUCUAGCUUACUGUCUGUCUGAAUGUCUGUCUAAAUGUUUAUAUAUCUGAAUGUUUGUUUGUGUUUGUCGUUGUGUUUACUGUGUGUCUAUGGGUUGGCUGUCUGCCCCGCCAUGCGCAUCACAACAGUCAGUUACCGUGUGCGGGGUUGCCAUGACGACCACCACCAACACAUGGCGGACAGGACCUGUUGAUGUCUCACAUCGAUACCGUCAGUGUCCGUCGUCUGCGGGGUAGACAGUGGGUGUCACUCUUCCUCUUGCCGGGUAUAAACAAACAUCCCCCCUCAAUACGCUGCCUUCACUCCUCUUCAGUUAUAAACUCCUGAACCGUCAACAAAACGGAUGUUUCAAGACAUGAAAACCUCUCGGUGAGGCUACUGGCCGGAGCCUCAGGCUACCUGAGGGGAAUUGGACUAGCAUUCCCCUCAGCUCUGCUAUCUUUCUUAAUGCUUAGGAGUUUUACUGCGGUUUAUAAUCCACAAUUACGGCCGUAAAUACCAAAACUCUUGUAAGUUUUAAAAUCUAACUGGAAAGAGAGCAUCAAAUGGGGGAGGGGGGGAGGGACUUUCGACAAGCCGCCGGCUUUCUGUCCUCGACGAGGCCACUAGGGUUAGUGGCCCUCAGGUAAAUCUGGUAUGUCAUGCGCUAAUAUGACACAACGAGAUAUGGUAAGAUUUAUAUGAAGGAACUCAGCCUUCGGCCUGGUCCCACCCCUGGUGUGUGACCCAUCGUCCUAGUCCCACCCCUGGUGUGUGACCCAUCGUCCUGGUCCCACCCCUUGUGUGUGACCCAUCGUCCUGGUCCCACCCCUUGUGUGUGACCCAUCGUCCUGGUCCCACCCCUUGUGUGUGAGACCCAUCGUCCUGGUCCCACCCCUUGUGUGUGACCCAUCGUCCUGGUCCCACCCCUUGUGUGUGACCCAUCGUCCUGGACCCACCCCUGGUGUGUGACCCAGCGUCCUGGUUCCACCCCUGGUGUGUGACCCACUCCAUAAGCGUGACAGCUGGUAAUAGUCCCACUCCUUGUCCCAUACGUGACACAUAAUUAAAGUGUUCAGAUAAAGGAUGCUAUACCAAGUAUGUGUAGUGGUGAUAUAGUGACAGACAUAAGAUACAACAGCUUCAGCUCCCGUGGAUCACAACCCUAUUAUGGCAGUUUUGAUCAAUACAUGUCUACCUAUUAGAAAUAAGAAAAUAUGUGUGACUCUAGAUCUUGCUUAACAGUUUAGUAAAUAAUACACUCAAAGCAAUGUUAGAAAGGCGUGGUAAGGAGAGGAUGUGGGGCCCACCUUCCAUACCCCGAGGGCUGGGGCAGUGACCCGUCUCCCAUACCCCGAGGGCUGGGGCAGUGACCCCUUCUUCCAUACCCCGAGGGCUGGUGGGGCAGUAGCCGGCAUGACGUCAGUAAGGCAGGAGAGAGGCGGGAAUAUCGGGGAACAAGCCAGAUAUAGAUCACAGAGCCAGCCCGGCCACUCCCGCCAGAUGUCCAUCACUGGCCGUGUACAAGACGCAGCAGACAACAGUUCAGCAAGCCGCAGGGGCAGGAAGGAGUGGACCAUAUAUGGGGUGAGUGCCAGGAGGCAUCACUCCGCUCAUCCUAACCCAGAGAGUUAUCUGUCCGUGAGGUCGUGUGGGGCGUCGUCGUGUGGGUCUGUGCACGCUGUACAGCCAUUCACCCCCGCCUCCCGCAUGCGGGGUGCCAGGGUGGGACGCCCACCCAGGCUAGGGGUCUUCCGCCCACGCCCAGCCCCGCCCACCACCUUCAGGAAGAUGUAUGAACGUGGAGACGUGCCUGUGUCCCUGCACCACGACCACCACGGCCACACACUGCGCUGGAAGGUGGAGGUGGAGAAGCUGGACUAUCACCACUACCUGCCGCUCUUCUUCGACGGCCUGAGGGAGGUCGCCCAUCCCUAUGACUUCUUCAGCAGGGCUGGCAUCCGGGACCUGCUGGCCAGGGGAGGAGACAAGAUUCUUCCAGUUAUUCCUCAACUUAUCCUCCCUAUCAAGAGCGCACUCAACACAAGGGACGUGCGGGUGAUCUGUACAGUGCUGAAGGUGCUCCAGGAGCUGGUCCUGUCGGCGCCUCUGGUGGGAGAAUCCCUCGUGCCCUACUACAGGCAGAUCCUUCCCACUCUUAACCUCUUCAAACACAAGAAUGUAAAUUCUGGAGACGAAAUCGACUACUCCCAGCAGCGCCGGGAGAACCUGGGAGACCUAAUUCAGGAGACGCUGGAGAUCCUGGAGAGACAUGGAGGACGCGACGCUUACAUUAACAUCAAGUAUAUGGUCCCGACCUACCAGUCCUGCGUCAUGAACUGACGGGCGCCAUGGCCCUAGUACUGCCCUCUAGUUGAGUGUAGGGACUGGUCCUAACACCUGAACCCUAGUACUGUCGUCUAGUUGAGUGUAGGUACUGGUCCUAACACCACAGCCCUAGUACUGCCCUCUUGUUGAGUAUAGGUACUGGCCCUAACACCUGAGCCCUAGUACUGUCGUCUAGUUGAGUGUAGGUACUGGUCCUAACACCACAGCCCUAGUACUGCCCUCAAAUUGAGUGUAGGUACUGGUCCUAACACCUGAGCCCUAGUACUGCCCUCAAAUUGAGUGUAGGUACUGGUCCUAACACCACAGCCCUAGUACUGCCCUCUAGUUGAGUGUAGGUACUGGUCCUAACACCUGAGCCCUAGUACUGCCCUCAAAUUGAGUGUAGGUACUGGUCCUAACACCACAGCCCUAGUACUGCCCUCUAGUUGAGUGUAGGUACUGGUCCUAACACCACAGCCCUAGUACUGCCCUCUAGUUGAGUGUAGGUACUGGUCCUAACACCACAGCCCUAGUACUGCCCUCUAGUUGAGUGUAGGUACUGGUCCUAACACCUGAGCCCUAGUACUGCCCUCAAAUUGAGUGUAGGUACUGGUCCUAACACCACAGCCCUAGUACUGCCCUCUAGUUGAGUGUAGGUACUGGUCCUAACACCUGAGCCCUAGUACUGCCCUCAAAUUGAGUGUAGGUACUGGUCCUAACACCUGAGCCCUAGUACUGCCCUCAAAUUGAGUGUAGGUACUGGUCCUAACACCUGAGCCCUAGUACUGCCCUCAAAUUGAGUGUAGGUACUGGUCCUAACACCUGAGCCCUAGUACUGCCCUCAAAUUGAGUGUAGGUACUGGUCCUAACACCUGAGCCCUAGUACUGCCCUCAAAUUGAGUGUAGGUACUGGUCCUAACACCUGAGCCCUAGUACUGCCCUCAUGCUGGGCACACAUUGAGACGGUUCUCUGGCCGCUACCCCACAUAUUGACCAGUGUGUAUAUAAUACGAGCAGAAGCUAAGGCUCCGUGGAAGAGGGAAGAUCUUGACAAGUUAACAUGGUGAUACUAUAAGUUGGUCAUGAAGACGACUUAGGGGCGACCACAACACAGUGGAACACCAAGGUAGCCUAGCUCCUGAGUGUACAGUGGAACACCAAGAUAGCCUAGCUCCUGAGUGUAUAGUGGAACACCAAGGUAGCCUAGCUCCUGAGUGUACAGUGGAACACCAAGGUAGCCUAGCUCCUGAGUGUACAGUGGAACACCAAGGUAGCCUAGCUCCUGAGUGUACAGUGGAACACCAAGGUAGCCUAGCUCCUGAGUGUACAGUGGAACACCAAGAUAGCCUAGCUCCUGAGUGUACAGUGGAACACCAAGAUAGCCUAGCUCCUGAGUGUACAGUGGAACACCAAGAUAGCCUAGCUCCUGAGUGUACAGUGGAACACCAAGGUAGCCUAGCUCCUGAGUGUAGCCUGAAUGUUGAUCAUCGUCCUUGGGGUUAUCAACUAUGACGUUCCUCUCAAUCACUAAUACGGAAACGCAUAACAAUGGUCUAGUAUGAUGGAGUAACCACAGUUGUGAAAGUAACAAUGUAGUUGCAACUUUGGAAUGGUUUCGAAUAUUAAUAUAGAUUACCUCAUUUAUGUUACAUUAGUAAUUUCUAAAAUGACAAAGAAUCAGGAAUACUAGAAGAAUUCGUCACGGUUGCUCGUGUAUAGUAGAUCAUUUCACAACUGUUGUGAAAAUACAGUUUUGAUUAAAGUCAAGAAUCGCAGUAGAAGUAACCAGUAUAUAGAUUCACAGCAGGUAUGUGCAUUGGACUCUAGCAACUAGUUUUUAGUUUAGUUAAUUUAUUAUGCACUCCAUACCCAUCCUCUGAGUCGUAAUACCCCCCCAUACGUUUAAUGUGAUUGGUAAUGGCUCCAUACCCAUCCUGUGAGUGAUAAUGCCCACAUACCCAUGCUGUGAGUGAUAAUGCCCACAUACCACAUAUCCGGUGAGUGAUAAUGUCCCAUACCCAUCCUGUGAGUGAUAAUGCCCACAUACUCAUGCUGUGAGUGAUAAUGCCCACAUACCACAUAUCCGGUGAGUGAUAAUGUCCCAUACCCAUCCUGUGAGUGAUAAUGCCCACAUACCCAUGCGGUGAGUGGUAAUAGAAAAUGAUACCGAGAUAACAUAAUGGGCUCAGAAUUGAACGCCAAACUGUGUUUAGCUAAGCACAUUACACCGUCUAUGAGAUACAUAGUUAAAAUAUAAACAAAUCAAGUCUCUUCACAGUUUAUUAAGGUAACGUCACCCUAACUCCAACAGGCCUUAACACAGACUGAGUUUGUUACUUGGUUUAAUUGACCUAUAUAUAUGGGUGCCAUACCCCUCCUCUGGGUGUGUGACAGGAAGGUUACUCUCACACAGUUUAAGUACUGGACUGUAUGAUCUUCAAGCUAAACCAUCUACAUAUGCCGUCAGCCAGUUACAAACAAUUGUAAUUUCCCUAUCAUGCACCCCACACUUAUUCAAUGCAUGGCGGCGGAAAGGUUACAGGAAAGGCGCCUGUGUAUAUCGGCCGCCUUUUGAUGUGGCCGACUAGGUUUCUAGUGUGGCAGAAUGCAAUUAUUUAGCAAUACCCUAUACUUAUAUUUUUAGUAUAUCUGUAUUAUUUUGGUUUGGGGAAGAGGGGGGAUAUUUAAAUCAUGGUGAGGGUGGAACCACAACCAUAGACCUAGUGAGAUGGGGGAGCUAGCUGUCUUCCCAUGUUACGAAGAUGUUUGUGAAUGAGUUCAAUAUGCACUGCAAACCGUUGGGAACAUAACAAUACUGAAAUUAGUUUAAAUUGAAUCAUUAACUAGCGUGGUCCAGUAGGCGGGAGUCACGCUUAGAACCACACAACGGUCACAAUAAUUCUGACAUUUUUGUUGUUUCAGUAACGUGUAUAGAUAUGUGUAUUUUGUUGUUGUUAAGAUAAAUUUGUUAGUAAAGGAAUGUUUGGCUAGCUUUUGCAUAUUGUUGUAAAUUGUUAAAAAUGUAGUUAAGAAUUUACCUUAAAACUGACAUUAAGAAAUCCGUCCUCAGACCAAGUCCAUUCCAUCCAGCGGUCAACCCCAAAGACGCAUUCAACAAUUUUAACUUGCUGUUCAUUAAAAAUAGUAUUUUUUUCAAAUAUAAAUUAAUAUUGUUCUAUAU
Procambarus clarkii (red swamp crayfish) is the source of this 6988-nucleotide messenger RNA. RefSeq names its product parkin coregulated gene protein homolog. The record is from RefSeq and is a predicted model, not a curated record. Gene Ontology annotation, molecular function: Hsp70 protein binding; Hsp90 protein binding. NCBI's taxonomy places the organism in Eukaryota, Metazoa, Arthropoda, Malacostraca, Decapoda, Cambaridae.